Messenger RNA from Ilex paraguariensis (yerba mate), 255 nucleotides. NCBI's taxonomy places the organism in Eukaryota, Viridiplantae, Streptophyta, Magnoliopsida, Aquifoliales, Aquifoliaceae. The record is from the annotation of a GenBank genome assembly.
GAAUUAUGUUUUUCUACUGGCUUCUCCAGUGUGCAUGGUGAAAGGCCAUCUGCUGAGUAUGCAAAGUUGAGAAAAGAGUCACUGGAAAGUGAAUUUGGACAUGCACUUGGAACUUAUAGCUCCAAAAAUGUUUCCAUGUUAUACCGAUUUGGUCCAUUCUUGGCUUUGUAUAGAGCAGCAAUAAUUUCAUUCCAUGUGUUGAAGCUUACCAUUUGGCAAUUAUUGGUUCAUGACAUUAGAAAGCGUUCCAAAAUG